AUGGCGCCCGACCGGCCAAACCUAUGGCGAAUACUUUCCGACAGCUCCGGCAUAAUCAGCGCCCACUCCCUUCAUUUCUCGGCACUCUCAAUCCUCUUCAUCUUCCCCUCAUCCUUGGCCAGCGCCGUCUACACCCUGCUCUCCCUCCCCAAUAACCCACUCCAAACCCUCUACCUCCGACUCUUAUCCAUCUUCUCCGCCGCGGACUACCAAAUUCCCGCCGUCGGAGCAUCCCAGCUCCUCUUCCCCCUCAUCUCGCUCUUCUUUACUACCUUCGCCGCCGCUUCGAUCUCCGCCACCACCUUCAACGCUUUCUACGGCAGGCCCGUGGAGCUCAUCGCCGCCCUCAAAUCCGCCCUCGUCUCGUUCCUCCCGCUCCUCGCAACCACUCUCGCCGUCGAGAUCGUAAUCGGAGUGAUCGUCUUCGCCUUCCUAGGUCUGAUUAUCCUGACCAGCAACGGAAUCGCAUCGAUCGGCUUCGACAUCGAUUACUACUAUGAGAACCAAUAUUUUCUGGCGAUUUACAUGGCGAUCGGGGUGCUGCUGGCGGCGCUGCUGAUCUACUUGCAGAUCGAGUGGAGCCUGUCGAACGCGGUGGUGGUGGUGGAGUCGGAUUGGGGAUUGGCGGCGCUGAAGAGGAGUUCGUAUUUGGUGAAGGGGGCGAGAGGCAUCAUGUUCUCGUUCCUGCUCUUCUUCUCAAUUUUGGCGGGUGUUUUGGGGAUUUUCUAUUUCAAAUAUGUGUUGAUUGCAUAUGGGAAUGGGAGUGGCGAUGGAUGGAAUUGUUGGUUGGUUUUCAAGAUUGUUGUUUUUGCUGGGUUUUCCACCCUAUUAUCGCUCUAUAGCAUGGCUGCACUCACCGUUUUCUUCAUCUAUUGCAAAGCCUCGCACCAUGAGUUGCACUUUGAGAUUCAUGCCGGAAAUGGAAAGCUCGGUGAUGACUAUGUUCCAUUGCCUUACGAUGCUAAUGUUGUCUAA
Salvia miltiorrhiza (redroot sage) is the source of this 975-nucleotide messenger RNA. RefSeq lists its product as uncharacterized. Bases 1 to 975 code for a protein of 324 amino acids. The record is from RefSeq and is a predicted model, not a curated record. The transcript has a single exon. NCBI's taxonomy places the organism in Eukaryota, Viridiplantae, Streptophyta, Magnoliopsida, Lamiales, Lamiaceae.